This is a messenger RNA of Schistocerca americana (American grasshopper), 2299 nucleotides long. RefSeq lists its product as uncharacterized. The transcript has 8 exons. Lineage: Eukaryota; Metazoa; Arthropoda; Insecta; Orthoptera; Acrididae. The coding region runs from base 166 to 1746 and encodes 526 amino acids. The record is from RefSeq and is a predicted model, not a curated record.
CGGCGCAGGCCAAUGGGAGGCCGCGAUCGGGCUCAAUAUAAGUGACCGCGCGGUGGCGCGCAAGCAUUGAGUUGGAAGCCUUCGCAGCGAGAGGAAGAGUGUGUUGUGCCAGUCGAAAACGCCCAGUCCUGAUUCGUUGUUGUUUCCGCCUCUGAGUUGUGAAAGAUGCUGUCGCCACUAAUGCUUGAAGCCGCAGCCGUAGAAGAGCAGCCCCCACCCCCUGGCUUGCAGCGCCUUUGGGCUCGGAGGGGCACCCUAACUGCCCCACCCCCUCCUGAGGAGGAAUUGCUCGAGGACAUUUUCCCUCCAGCACAGGCUGAAGAUGAACUGCCAGUGAAGCCACGCUGUUGCAGCCCACAACCUGUUCAUGCUGCUCCUCAGUUGUGUGAAAUUUGUCAGGGAAAGGAUGCAUAUAUUGAAAAGAGUCAGUCGCUGUAUCUAGAUGGCGCAGUUCUGCGAGACAUUCCAGCUCGCUAUGUUAUACCUGCUCUCAAACCACAUGAGAUUCCAGCUGUGGGAGUAUGGGUAGAUCCUCGUAUAGUGCCAGGAUUCCGAUACAGAGUCCAUCCUCUGUCAUCCCAGAGCACUAGAAGGCAAAAGUAUCUGUUCGGUGGUAGAGCACUUGUGUUGGAAAGCAUUGGCCGAGGUUAUUCACGAAGAUUAACAUUCCAAGCUGAUGAAAAUAAUCUCAAUGAAAACUGUAAUUACUUCUGGGCUGAUUCAAACCCUGAGGGAUUUGCUUUCGAAAUAGAAGCAGUGUCUGCUGGAGACAAAUUCACCUUGCAUGAUGCCAACCAUCUUCCAAUUGCUUCACUUGAAGUUCUACAGUGUCAGAAACCACAAGAAGAAGUAAGACAUACUGUUCUUGAUGAUGGUGUGGUAGAGAAGACCAUUCGUGUACGUGCAUUGUGUAAGGCAGAAUGGUUCGAUGAUGGUCAAGCUCCACCAGUAGUGCCUGUGGAUGGUCUGGCAGUAGUAACCAGAUCACGAGGUGCAGCAGCUGCCAAUGUGGUUCGCCUUACUGAUGUGCGUGUUGGCAGUCACCACAAACGUGGUUUCACAUUGGAGCCAGGAGUGGACGAAAGACUGAGGUGCAUCACUGUACGCUGUGAUGACAUUCCUACUGCCUAUACUGUCACAGGACUUGAGGCUUAUGAACUCCCUGUAGUAGGUACAUACGUUGACCCACGUAUUGCACCUGGAUUCUGUUACCGUGUACGCCCAGCUGGCAGCAAGAGGCACUUGUUCGGUGGACGUGCCCUUCGCUUGCUUAAUAUAGGCAUGGGGUAUGGAAAGAGAAUAACAUUUGCACCUGAUCCUGACAACCUCAAUGAACCAGCAAACUAUUUCUGGAGUGAUUCUCAUCCAGAUGGUGUGGGUUUUGAGCCAAGAGCUGUGCACACGGGUAUGAGGUUUGCUGUUGUGGCAGAUGGACAGCGUGUGGGGGAGGCUUCUGUGUUCAGAGCUGAUGCGGCUCAGCAGGAGGAGAAGCAAGAGCUGGUAAAGCUCGGUAAUAAGACUGCACUUACAAAAUAUAUUCAUGUGGAUGUGACAUGUCAUGUGUCUUUGUCCUUGACUGAUGCACCAGAGCCCCACGUUAUGAGAGUAUCAGGGACUGCUAUUAUUAGACGUGAUCCUGGUCAGACUGAAGCCAAGCUAAUUAAAGUGGAAAAUGUUGGGCUGUCGUCACAACUCAACAUUCUCUUUGUGAUUCAAGAAACUCACCUGGAGUUUCAUCCAUUGUGAAGAUUACAUCCACAGUUAUCUAUUAUGGAUUGUUUUACAAUGCAGUAAAUUUUGAAUCAGUAUUCUGAAAUCACUAUGAAAUAAGUCUGCUUAAAUUUUUAAUUGCAACAUCUCAGAAUUAUUUAUCUUUUUGUAUUUAAUGCAUGUUAAAACUAGAGGACAUAUAAAUUUCUCUGUUGCUAAUGAUCUGAAAUGUAAUUGCCUAAAAUAUUUAUGUAUCCAAAUUAUAACCUGAAAGAUGAUGUGUGAGUGGUGUUUCUCAAUGUUGUUACUACAGGCAUAUCGUUUUAAGCCUAAUCAUUCCAUUUUGAAAUACAGCAAAAAUAUCAGUUAUAUUAUCAAUGAAAACUAUUGUAUUUUUCAGUGUUAGUAACAAGAGGAAGUACUGGCAUGAGAACUGGUUAAGAACUUUACGGCAGUUGAUUCCAAUUUUUGGUUGGAAUUUUCAGUAUAACCAGUUCUUUAUAAAUGUCUUGUUUUGAAAGUUAAAUAUUUGUACUGAAAACAGUGCAUGCUCAAUAUAUUAUUUAUUUUUCUGUGGCCUACACAUUUA